AAUGAAGAUGCUUUUAUAUAUAUUUCAGUCUUUGCUCAGCUGUUUUCUUUCGUUUGCCCUUAUUCCGAAAAAUAUAUCUAUAUUAUAGAUUUUCCUUAUUUUGUAUAUCUCUCUAUAUUGAGACGUGAUUUUUCUGUAAACUGAAAUUUAUUUCAGAUAAAAAUAAAUCCGCUAAUAUAAAGAACGUAAAAAUUUAACUGUAGAAAAAUUAUCGUGAUACUAUUUCUAACAAAAGAACGAAUAUCUAUUAAUGAAUAUCUAAUCUAAAAAUAGAGAUUGAAAGAAAAUUCCAAAACAAAAAGGUACUUGUAAUAUUUACUUUUGUUUUAGUAGAGAAAAUGUGUACAUAAGUGCAGCUAAAAAGAGCAAUCACCUGCUGCUCCGUUGCCAUUUUAACAAUGGCUGAUGGUAUAAACAUAGAUGGCUGAUUUUAUGAAUGUCAAGGCGUCUUUGUGAUGCUUUAUCGUGCAAUUAUGUGCUUGUAUAUUUAUUUUUCGUAUAUUUAACUUACAUUAAGUAUAACAAUGUCUAGCACAAGCGUUCGUAUGUGCUAACGUUUUAAAUAUUUAUCAGUUCUAAGUGAUCAGUCUACAUGUCAGAAUUCUGAUUGAAAAUGGCAGACGAUCCGAAUCGUGACAUUUUGCCUGUAAAGGAAGGCUCUAUCGCGGAUACAAUUAUUUGUGGGAUAGAUCCUAGGGAACGUCAUCUCGUUUGUAAGCUCGAUCGCUAUCAGUUAGAGGACAAGUAUCUACGUUUACUCGAUGAGACGAACAAUCUGAAGAAAUUAUUAAAUUGCCAGGAAGACAAGAUUAAGCGACUUGGUACAAAGCUAAUUAGACUAGCCAAUAAUCCAAGGUGCGGAUUAGCGUUAGAUGUUGUCGAUAAAAACAGAAUGACUGCACUCGAACUCGAAAAUACCAAGUUGAAGGAGAAAAUCGUCGUGAUGAAAAAUCAAUUGUUGAGUCACACGAUACACGGUAGAUCGUUAUCGCGCAAUCGUAAUCUCGUUAGGCCAUCGUCUUCCGGGUUCGUGACGUGUCGAAGUGAGAAUACUCGCACGAGAGUACCGUCUUGUCAGUGUAUCGUUGGAGCAGGGGACGAUGAUAACGAUAUGCGAAAUUACAUCCUUAAAAUCGAGAAAUUGGAGGCGCAGAAGAAAGAUAUGGCAAAUCGUAUAGCAGAGUUAGAGAAAGGACUAGAGCUUUCGACUAACACUCAAAAGGAGAAGAUAGCGGAAAAUGUAGAAUAUAUACGAGUCUGGCGACAGAUGAAGCAACUGAAUGAUAAACUAAUGAUGGCCCAAGAGAAAAACGCCACGCUGACCAAUGAAAUUACCGACUUGAAAAAUACUCUUGAACGAACGACGAGGAAUAAUCAAGAGAUUGCGGCUGUUCUUAUGUUAGAGAGGACACGCAUAGCUGAAAUUGACAAUCAGAUGUUAAAGGCGAAAAAUUCACAGCUCACUUUACGCGAGAAAGAUGAACAGAUACGGGAUUUUAUGAACGAAAUUAAGAUAUUGCAACAACAUAAUAAUGAGCUUAUUGCGCUUACUUCGAAAUAUGGUCAAGUCGAAUUCGAGAAUAUGGAAUUAAGAAAAAAGCUUUCUGAAAAUUCUCAGAAUCAACAAUCCUUGAAAAUAGCAUUUAAUAAUGAACAGGCUAAUAUUGUAACAUUAAAGGCAACAAAUGAGCGAUUACUCGCGAAACUUCAAGAAUUGCAGACAAAUAUAGAUACCUUGACGGUGCAAGUAACGUCCUUUUAUAAGCAAAACAGAAAGUGCGACGAUGUAAACUCAGAAUUAACACUAUCAUCAGACAUAAAGCAAUGCAUGAAAUGUUGUGAGAUGUAUGACAAAAUUAUGCAGCUAGAGAAAUCUGUCGGCAACACACGAGAAAGUUUGCAAUUGACGGAUAAAUCAGUACAGACAAUAAUUAUCACUGCCAGUAUAAAAGAACAGAGUACAAUGACGAGAAAUGAAGAGGAAAUAAAUGAGAAAAAAGUAUCGUUGCAAGAAUGGAAAACAAAUCCGGAAACAAAUGUUUUAUCUCGUGAAAAAAUAUUAAAGCUGUUGGAUCAGGCGCAGAUUAACACACCUCUAGAUGCGUCGAGGAUGACUCCGAAAAAAGAGUAUACGGGUAUUUUGGAUAUAUCUCAGAGGCACAGUGAUGGAGAAAUAUCUUCUCAAUUGCUUCGUGACGAAUCGAAUUCUGAGGAUUCACAACAAAGGCUCGCGGAAAAUUCGAACUUAACAUUAAAUCAAAUAUUUCUGAUUCUAUAUGAAGUUUUGCAAGAGUAUAUGUCGUUUAGUAAUGCUGAUGAAAGAACAUUUUCGAGCCAUCAUGUUUCUACGACCAAGAAUUCAUUAAUUAAUAAUGAUGCUAAUAACAAUAAUCUUUCUGUGAUAACUACUGAUAUUAAGCAAAAUUGUCUUCGCUCAGAUGCAGUGAAAAAUUUCGGUAAUAAUAAUUGUAAUAACAGGAAUUUUACAUGUGAAAGAUCUGCAACUGUCUUAAUGAAAGAUACUGUUUCAUCGAGGAAAAAUCCGCUUGAUGUUAAUUUCGUUCCUAUGAUUCACGAGAAAUACAGGAAAUCAUACCGCGAUAUCAGUAAAGACUACGCAGAAAAGACUGUAAAGAAACUGAAGAGAUUGACGCCGCACUACUCUAGAUGUAAUUUAACGUGUCACUUGCGCAAAGCGAAGGAUCCGAUGUCGCUGGCAAAAGAGCAGAUCUUACCCUAUAACAUCGAGUGUUUAGAUGACAGUAUGAAAUUAUCAUUGUGCCCGGCGGAAUGCUUUCCUCUAUUAAUUACUGAUAGGCAAGGUCUUAUUGAGAUUCACAUUUCGCGACUGCAACUUUCUACAUCGGUUGCGAAAAUUCCAGAAGAAGAAGACAUAUGUAAUCUUCAUAUUUACAUAAGCUGGGACAUUUGGGGCGAAAAGACCGCUUACACGCCGAAAAUGAAGUGCCCCAAUCUGAUCUUCAAUUCAUCUUCUGUGUAUCGUAUAGCGGAUCUCUUUUCUUUCUUCAAGAACGUACUAUCAGAGUAUCUAGUCUUCCGAGUGAACAUUGUUCGCCGAAACAAUACCAGCUCCACACUUGCCCGGGCAAAAGUCUCUAUCAGGGAUAUUCUUGAUUAUCCGCAGAAUAAGUUACAUUAUGUUGUACCUGUGAACAGCGUCAUUUCUUGCUUCUUUGGAGUCAAUUUUGGUCAGCUAUCGCUCUGGGUCCGAUUGAGCUGCAACGUCGACAUGGUCGAAGCCUUUAAAAAGCAAUGCGGUAUAACAUCGCUGCGAGACAUUUUCCCUGAGCCUUUGUUAAAAAAGGACAUAAAUGGCAUGCCAGAGAAACGUUUUGUUUCUUCGGUCGACGAACCGACGAUCAAAGAUAUACCAAAGAUACACCGGCCAAAGGAUGAAGAUCUAAAAGACAAAGAUUUAAAAGAUGAAGAUGUAAAGGAUGAAACUCUAAAGGAACAGGAUCUAAAUGAUAGCGUGAUACGCAAAGAGACAAAGGACCUACAAGUUCGAUCGCCCUUAGACAUAACCGCAGAUUUUGAAUAUGACACUGAAUACUCGGACGAUUAUAAUUAUUUGGAGACGAAUAAUGAGGAAGAUUUAAAUUCACCCGACAACGACAGAAGCAAAAGAUUUGAAGAGAAUAGAAGAACUAGAAGAUCUCCAGAUCUCGGCGCACUUAUGGAUAGGAAUAGCCAGAGGCAAAGAAGCAAUCUGAGGGACGCAGCAAGCGUGAAGGAGUUUAGGACUUUAAUGGAGAAUCAAAACAAUACAAUAACUAUAGAAAUAGUGAGUAUACAGUUUCUGGAGAAAAGCUUUGUCAUGCAAGAUGAUGAGAUACAGUUGCUUUAUGUGGAAUAUACUUUCCUCGGACAUUGCGGCGAAAAUAUGGAAACCAUUUCUGUGACAAAGCCGGAAAUAGCUAGUCAAGAAAUAUUCUAUAAUUUUAAGAGAACAUUUCAAAUAGAUGAAAAGACACACCCUGUAGAGAGAAAUAUAUUACGCUCGAUGUUAGCCGAAUCUAUAAGUCCAACUGUCAAAUUUAUUAUCAUUAGCGAACCAUUACCUGAAGAAACCGAUAUUAAGGACUGUGAAGAGGUUGGUUACGCAAUUUUUAAUAUAAAACAAUAUGCACUUGGUGAUGGCAGCGCACAUAUAUCAUUGCCAAUCAAAGAUGACCGAAAUAGACAAAUUGGUACGAUGAAGAUCGUUGUGACGGGUUUUGAUGCCAUUCAACAAUGUUUACCGGAUAUUAACAACGUUUAGUAUGGCAAUGUGACAAACGAAUGUUAUAUAAGCAUCUAGAUUAUUUACAUCUAAUUAAAGUUCACGCGCACACACACAUAUGCAAAAGAUCAAUGUUUUGUCUGAAUUAGUCAAGAAAAUUAAAUUUUUAAUCAAAUUUACAAAUAAAAAUUUAUUUUAGAUUGUCUA
This is a messenger RNA of Cataglyphis hispanica, 4450 nucleotides long. RefSeq lists its product as uncharacterized. Lineage: Eukaryota; Metazoa; Arthropoda; Insecta; Hymenoptera; Formicidae. Gene Ontology annotation, biological process: non-motile cilium assembly. The transcript has 18 exons. The record is from RefSeq and is a predicted model, not a curated record. Gene Ontology annotation, cellular component: ciliary transition zone. Bases 614 to 4282 code for a protein of 1222 amino acids.